Messenger RNA from Pimephales promelas (fathead minnow), 2240 nucleotides. RefSeq lists its product as uncharacterized. Gene Ontology annotation, biological process: regulation of transcription by RNA polymerase II. Gene Ontology annotation, cellular component: PcG protein complex; transcription regulator complex; chromatin. The record is from RefSeq and is a predicted model, not a curated record. Gene Ontology annotation, molecular function: DNA-binding transcription factor activity, RNA polymerase II-specific; RNA polymerase II cis-regulatory region sequence-specific DNA binding. Lineage: Eukaryota; Metazoa; Chordata; Actinopteri; Cypriniformes; Leuciscidae.
AACGGGACUUUUAUUUUGGUCUGGUUAUGUGACGUCAUCAGACUGUGCCGCGCUUCAGCAUCUGUUGUGAUUCUGAUAAAGAAAGUACAAAUACACAGAAAAACUCCUGGUGGAGUGACUGAGAUCCACGUGACACACUCACAAGAGGAGAGUGAAAACAUGAAGAUUGUAGAAAUAUUUAGUGUGAAACGAGAAGAAACUGAGGAACAAACAAAGAUGGCGUUUAUUAAAGAGGAGAGUGAAGACAUAAGGAUUGAAGAAACAUUCAGUGUGAAACAUGAAGAUACCGAGGAACAAACACAGAUGGCAUUUAGUAAAGAGGAGACUGAAGACAUCAGGAUUGAAGAAACAUUCAGUGUGAAACAAGAAGAAACUAAAGAACAAACAGCUGCUGUUGGGAGAAAGAGGAAGGCAUCUAAAGAAAAUCAUCAAAGGGAGAAGACCAAACGGGCAAGGCAUUCAGGGGAGGGAAAACAUCCAAAGAUUAAUUGUGGUCAUCGUGCGACUGCGAGUAAUGUUGGUCUGUGUCAUGCCAACAAACUGUCAGAUGAAGAUGUAGCCUUCAACUUCACAAAAAUGUAUAAAAACACUACAAAAGUGGACCAGGAUAAAAUAAUCCUCCAUCUGUCAACAAUAAACAAAUGCAGCAGGGAACGGGUCUCCGCUGAUGUCAAGAAGAAAGCCAGGCAGGUUGCAGUGAAAUACUGCCUUUUGUCCUGCGCUCCUCCCCAUCACAAGAUACCUGUCUGCAAGGCUACAUUUCUAAGUGUCCUUGGUGUUAGUAAAGACAGAGUCUCCAGAGUGGUGAAAUACUUCAGUCUACAUGGUGAAGCCAGACCAGAGUUCAGGGGUGGGAGCAGAAAUGUUGAUGAGAAGAUGGAGAACAGACGGGCAGUAGUUCAGCAUGUGUCCUCAUUUAUGUGCAAGGCCAGCCACUACCCUCAUCGUGGUGUACCUGGACGGAAGUACCUCCCAAGUGACAUGUCGGUAACCAAAAUGCACCAGCUGUACCAGGAGCAGAGCCACAGGGACAUCAGCUACUCCCUGUAUUACAAUGUUUUCUGCACCUCAUUCAACUUGGGAUUUGGGCAUCCAGCAAAGGACUGCUGUGCCACCUGUAUGAGCUCGAGACUCCGUAUGAAAGAUCCUCACCUUACUGAGGAAGAGAGGAAGGCAGAGAUCGUAUCUGCCAUGCUCCACCGACGCAGAACCCGGGUUUUCUACACUUUGUUAAAUGCAGUGGGGGACACAGUUACUGUCUGCUUUGACAUGAUGCAGAACCUCUCUCUGCCCAAGUCUCCCAUUGGCCAGACCUACUACUCUAGACAGCUUUACAUGUAUGUGUUUGGUGUUGUGGUCCACCACGGAGAGAGGAGUCGGCAGGCACUGAGUGACCGUCAUCUCUACGUGUGGCUUGAAAAUCAAAAUAGAAAAGACAGCAACAUGACCGCCUCUGCCUUGGACCAUUGCCUGAGAACCAUUCUAGCCGAAGAUGUCCAACAGGCUGGCCAUUUGAGGCUCUUCAGCGAUUCCUGCUAUGGACAAAACAAGCACAGUACCAUGGUGGGAAUGCUGUCCAGCCUACGAAGCACUGUCUUUAAAGAUGUGAAAAUGGAGUGGUUCUUCCCUGUCAGUGGCCAUAGUUUUCUCCCUGUUGACAGAGUUUUUGGAAGAAUUGAGCAGGAUAUUCGUAAGCAGGACACCAUCCUCCUGCCAGACAAAUACACCAACAUCCUGAAGAAGCACGGCUCUGUGUAUGUGUACGGGAAGGACUGGGAGAGCUUUGACCACAAAGCUGCAGCCAAGGCUCUCAUGCAGUCCACGCAGUCUUACAAGAUCAGCGAAGCCCAGGUGCUGGAGAUCGAUGGCAAAGGGUUGGGGGUGAGAACCACCUUCAGCGGUCCCACCUACCAGCACACUCUCCUGAAGAGAGGCAACAACUGGGGCCAGUAUAAAGCAGAUCCCCUGCCCAUGAUGACCACAGUGAAGGCUGUGAAGAAGAAGGACAUCAUCAGCCUGCUUAAAGCCAUUGGUGCCCCAGCAAAUGUCGAGGCCUUCUACAAUCACGCGUUGGCUGUGACCAGUGAUGUCACAGCUGGCAUCUGACACACUGGCAUCUGAAGCCCAUGUGACACUCAAGAAAACACACACAAAACAUUGAUUCGCUAGCUUUUCUUAAUGGUAUUACAGUAAAAGAAUAUAGCCUAAGGUGGAUAUAUAUAGCGUUUUGCAAAAAAAAA